GCGCGUGCGCGAGACCAGCUGGGGCACGCCGCCGUGUGCGAGGGCGCGAGCGCGCGCUCCAGGCCGAGGCUCCGGAGACACCGAGGCGGUCGCAGCGGGAGCGCCCCUUGGGAGAUUCUGCAGGCGACCAGGGAAAGCGCGAGUCCCGCGCUGCGGGAGUGGCGCCUCGGGGGCCCAGAGGGCAGGAUACUGGGCCAGGGCGGCGGAGGCCAGCGACUCGCCCCCGCAUCGCCUGGGAAGCCAUCCUCCGCUGGCCGCCCGCUCCCGGGGCUCAGCGUGACGCGGGCCUGUGGUCGGGUAGCCGGGACAGCUCACACCUCGACCCAUCCCCCGGUCCCCGGCGGGCUCCGGACUCCGGGCUCCUCCGGGACCUGGGGUGGGGGACGCGGGGGCCCUGUUCUGGAGUCGGGGAGCCCUCCUCCGCUUCCUCUCUUCAGGACGGCCGCGGGCGGCCCGGCCGCCUCCCCGCCCGCCUGGGAGGCGCGUUAACCGGCACUCGUAGGGUACAGAGCGCCGCCUCCCCCAGCCUCCCCCUGGUGGGGACCGGGACCUUGGAAGUGUUGGGUCGCUCCUCCCCGGGGGCGCGGACAGCCCAACCCUGCUUGGCCAGGCUGCGUGGAGUAGCAGUGGGGAGCCGGAGGGACCCCGAUCCCGCCUCCUGCCCGACCGCCAGCUUGCGUUCGAAACCUAGACCGAGGAAGCUAGAGAAAGGGAGAGAAACUUCAGCUUUUUAGUGUGGUUUUUAUGCUGUAACUGGAGGGAGCUUCGGCCGGCAGGAAAAAUGUCCUUUUUCAAUUUCCGUAAGAUCUUCAAAUUGGGCAGCGACAAGAAGAAGAAGCAAUACGAGCAUGUGAAGAGAGACUUGAACCCCGAGGACUUUUGGGAAAUUAUAGGUGAAUUGGGGGACGGAGCCUUUGGGAAAGUGUUCAAGGCCCAGAAUAAAGAGACAAAUGUUUUAGCAGCUGCAAAAGUGAUUGACACUAAAUCUGAAGAAGAACUUGAAGAUUAUAUGGUUGAGAUUGAUAUUUUAGCAUCAUGUGAUCAUCCAAAUAUAGUCAAGUUGCUAGAUGCCUUCUAUUAUGAAAAUAAUCUUUGGAUUCUCAUUGAAUUUUGUGCUGGUGGUGCAGUAGAUGCUGUGAUGCUUGAACUUGAGAGACCAUUAACAGAAUCCCAGAUACAAGUAGUUUGCAAGCAGACUUUAGAGGCAUUGAACUAUUUACAUGAAAACAAAAUUAUCCAUAGAGAUUUAAAAGCAGGAAACAUUCUUUUUACAUUGGAAGGAGACAUUAAAUUAGCGGAUUUCGGAGUCUCGGCCAAAAAUACAAGGACUAUACAAAGAAGAGAUUCUUUUAUUGGCACACCAUAUUGGAUGGCUCCAGAAGUGGUUAUGUGCGAAACCUCUAAAGACAGACCCUAUGAUUAUAAAGCUGAUGUUUGGUCCUUAGGCAUCACUUUGAUAGAAAUGGCUCAGAUAGAACCUCCUCAUCAUGAGCUAAAUCCAAUGCGAGUACUGUUGAAAAUUGCAAAGUCUGAACCUCCUACACUGGCACAACCUUCAAAAUGGUCUUCAAAUUUUAAGGACUUCCUAAAGAAAUGUUUGGAAAAGAAUGUGGAUGCCAGGUGGAAUACUUCUCAGCUUCUGCAGCAUCCUUUUGUUACUGUGACAUCCAACAAACCAAUCCGAGAAUUGAUUGCAGAAGCAAAGGCUGAAGUAACAGAAGAAGUUGAAGAUGGUAAAGAAGAUGAUGAUGAUGAAGAAACAGAGAAUUCCCUGCCUAUACCUGCUAAUAAGCGUGCCUCCUCUGACCUCAGUAUUGCCAGUUCUGAAGAAGAUAAACUCUCACAGAAUGCUUGUGUUCUGGAAUCUGUAUCAGAAAAAACAGAACGUAACGCUGUUGGAGACAAAGCUCAAGACAGUGUUAUUAAUGAGAAAACUGUUGGUGGUGAGCCUGAAAAAAUUGUUGAGAGAAGUAAUGAAGACAUUGCUGUUGAUCAUCUUGAAAAUGUUGUAGAGCUCCAAAAUGGGACAGGAUUAAUUAAGGAGAAUAAGAUAGAAGAGAAGGACCUAUUCAAGGUAGAAGAGACAGUAGAAGUGGAAGACUGUGGGGGGGAAGGAAAUGCAGUGAUGGAAAGAAAAGACAGUGAUCCACCUAUAACCUCCAAAAUAAGUGCUGAUCUAAAACCUGAGAAAGAACAGGAUCAGAAAGAGCAUCAGUUGUCUAAAAAUGAGAGAAUAAAAACAAUUGACAUUAAAGACACUGCUGAUGAUAUAGCAGAACUGGUUUCUGAAGAGACUGGAGAGAAAGAAGAAAAUGUAAGGGAAGCAGACAUUCAGGGAACUGAUAGUGAAGUUAGAUUUAAAAUAGAAGUGCAGGAUAAAAUAGAAGAGACUGAAUUCACCAAAGGUGAGGUGGAUGACACAGAAACAAUGGAAACAGGGGAAGUAUUAGAUCUAGACCUGAAGGCAGUUGAAAACAAUGCCAAGGAAGCUCAGAAUGAUAAUGAAAAUGAAAUGACUGAAUUAAACAAAAAACUAAAACAAAUUAAGCUUGAUGUUGAUCCUGAGGUUAGUGGUAUUGAGGAAACCCAGGUACCAAGGAUAGAUAUUUCUGUAGAAGGUAAAAAUGAGAGUAUAUAUGUUAUGAACAGAAGUGAGGACCAUUUAAUCAAUAGUUCAGGGGACCUCUUAGUUAUUGGUGAGAAGCCAAUAACAUAUGAAAUUGAAGAAAUUAAGGAAACAAGUAGCACUGAAGAAAUAGAGGUCCAAAACACAAUAAUGCAUACUGGUGAAAAGUCAGUAGAAAGUAAAACUCAGGAUGCUCAUCAACCUCUGCUAGACAUAGAGCAAACAGAAUUUCCAAGUGAAAUACCCACUAAAAUUGAACCUCAAGUUAUUGUAGCUUCACAACCCAGUGAACCUCAACCUAUUCUCAUACCCAGUAUUAACAUUAACUCUGAAGAGACAAAAGAAAAAGGGGAAAUGGGCAUGCCAUCCCAAGUUGAAACUUCACUACAUUCAGAACCUGAGAAUCAAAAGGAAAAUGAUACUGAUUCAGGCACUGGUUCCACAGCUGAUAAUAGCAGCAUUGAUUUGAAUUUAUCCAUCUCUAGCUUCUUAAGCAAAAACAAAGACACUGGAUCAAUAUCUUUGCAAGAAACAAGAAGACAUAAGAAAACAUUGAAGAAAACAAGAAAAUUUGUUGUUGAUGGUGUAGAAGUGAGUGUGACAACUUCAAAAAUAGUUACAGAUAGUGAUUCAAAAACUGAAGAAUUGAGGUUCCUUCGACGUCAGGAGCUUCGAGAAUUAAGAUUUCUCCAGAAAGAGGAACAAAGAGCUCAACAGCAACUCAACAACAAAUUACAGCAACAACGGGAACAAAUUUUCAGGCGAUUUGAACAAGAAAUGAUGAGUAAGAAGCGACAAUAUGAUCAAGAGAUUGAAAAUCUAGAAAAACAACAGAAGCAGACAAUAGAACGCCUAGAACAAGAACAUACAAAUCGCUUGCGUGAUGAAGCCAAACGUAUUAAAGGAGAACAAGAGAAGGAACUGUCCAAAUUUCAGAACAUGUUGAAAAACCGAAAGAAAGAGGUUAUAAAUGAAGUGGAGAAAGCACCCAAAGAGCUGAGAAAAGAGCUCAUGAAACGCAGGAAAGAGGAGCUUGCACAAACCCAGCAUGCUCAGGAACAAGAAUUUGUUCAGAAGCAACAACAGGAAUUAGAUGGAUCAUUGAAAAAAAUCAUCCAGCAGCAGAAAGCAGAAUUAGCUAAUAUUGAGCGAGAAUGCCUCAAUAACAAACAGCAGCUCAUGAGAGCUCGUGAAGCUGCUAUUUGGGAACUUGAAGAACGACAUUUACAAGAAAAACAUCAGUUGCUUAAACAGCAGCUGAAGGAUCAGUACUUCAUGCAAAGACAUCAGCUACUUAAGCGCCAUGAAAAGGAAACAGAACAAAUGCAGCGAUAUAAUCAACGGCUAAUUGAAGAGUUAAAAAACAGACAGACUCAAGAAAGAGCAAGACUACCCAAGAUCCAGCGGAGUGAAGCCAAGACUCGGAUGGCUAUGUUCAAGAAGAGUUUGAGAAUCAAUUCAACAGGCACUCCAGACCAAGACCGUGACAAAAUUAAACAGUUUGCUGCUCAAGAAGAAAAGAGACAGAAAAAUGAAAGGAUGGCUCAGCACCAAAAGCAUGAAAAUCAGAUGCGAGACCUUCAGUUGCAGUGUGAAGCUAAUGUCCGAGAAUUACAUCAACUACAGAAUGAAAAAUGCCAUCUCUUGGUUGAACACGAGACUCAGAAACUAAAGGAGUUAGAUGAAGAACAUGGCCAAGAAUUAAAGGAAUGGAGAGAAAAAUUAAGACCCAGGAAAAAGACACUUGAAGAAGAGUUUGCCAGGAAGCUUCAGGAACAAGAAGUGUUCUUUAAAAUGACUGGGGAGUCUGAAUGCCUUAACCCUUCAACCCAGAGUCGUAUCUCCAAAUUCUACCCAAUUCCUAGCCUGCACUCCACUGGAUCAUAACUCCAGAAAGUAUGCUUGUGUUGGUCUUUUUUAAAUUUGCUAUUCUCUUCAUCUUUUGCCACACUAAACUACAACUUCAUUGGAGAGUUCAUGAAGACAAUCACCUGCAUCACUGUUUAAGUGGGGUUUUUUGGUUUGCUUUACUCAGAAUGUUAUGGUAGAGAUGGAGAAGGUAACUAGGGCAGACAUCAUUUGCUCUGUGUUAGACAGUGUGGUGUCUUAGUUAUUUCUUAAGGUUUUUUUUUUAUAUUAAACUAAAAACAUCUUUAUUCUUUAAACAUUAAAUUACUCAUAAGUGUUAAGAGAAAUAAUGUUUGACAUCGCAAAAAACCUGUCAUGUAAAACAUUGCUAAUAAGUAUCUUUUUAACCGAGCUUAGUUCUCAAUGAUGACUAAAUUCCAUAGUUGAAACACCACUAUAUAGAGUUUGGAAUUUUGUGUGGUGAAUCAGCUUUCAUGAAAAAAGACAUAUAAAUUACUCAAUAUGUUUAUUUAGUAAAAGAAUUUAUUAUGUUUUAUUCUUAAAUUCAGUAACAAACCCUUUUAAAAGAGAAUUUUUCAACAGUUUGUGUGAAAUAACUAUAUUACAAGUGUUCAGUCUGAUAAAUGAAGGUGCUUUCAUUAAUAUAGUGCCUGACAUAUAAAUUUGUUCACUUCUAUAAUAGGAUUUUCUUUACUAGGUUGAGGGAGGAGAGAGAAAAGUACUCUUAGCAUUAGUGUUACCAUUUAAAAAAUCUUGCUGCUACUAACCUUGUCAAAAUUCUCACUCAAAAAUAUUUUGCACUAAAUUGCAUAAAGGUGAAAGAAAAUCCUAUUAAGAGUUAGUUAUUCUUACAAAUUUGGAAGUUCUACAAACUGAAAUAAAUAUAGAUUUAAUGGUUACAGUUUAGCUUAACAGGGAUAACCCAUUUUCUUCAAUAUACUUGGGCUAAUUAAGUGGCUUCUCCCUCAUCUUACCAAAGUCUUCACUUAAAAUACUUUUAGAGUCCAGAGACCUUGAAUUAUAUUUAUAAACACAGUGAACAAAAUUAAAAAGAAAUAUUUUGAAGACUUUCAGAAUACUCAAAAAGAUUUAAGUUAAAUAUUUAGACCUAUGUUUUUGGAAUUGUAUUUGGUUUCUUACAUGUUACAAUUUUACUUUGUUUUAACUUGUUUUAAGUUGAUGUAUUUUAAAUUAUUUGAUUUGCAGUGGCUAAAAUCAAACUUUCAUCAUGUCAUUUGUGAGAAGUAUAGCUAUUAAAGAAUUAUUCAGUUACUUGCUCUUUUGAGGGUUAGAUUCUCAAGUAUGAGGCAUAUCAAGACAGUGUUAUAAACUGUUCUAUGGUAUGUGAAAGACAAGUAUGUAUAUGAUACUUGCUUUCUGUCAUUUAAAACACACUAUCUUAUAAGAGUCCUUGGUACCCAGUUUUAAAAGAUCUAUUUUCUAUCUUGCUGGUUUGUAUUAAAUAGGAGGCUAGUAGAACUCCCAAGAGUGUAAUUUCCUUUAAACAUUGUUGAGAUAAGGAAAAGAAAUGUAAAUAACAAUUUCAUUCUCUUGCAGUUCACUGAAAAAACUUUGGAUGCAGAAGCUUACUCUGUCAGUUGUUUAAGUGAUUGGAAAAUGCAUGUUGAAUUUUAAUUUUGUAAUUAGUGUUUUUGAUAAGCAUAAUUUACUUGGACUACUUUAUAGCUAGCCUUAAUUUCUGGCCAACUUUUUUUUAAAUAUAUAUAUAUAUAUAUAUAUACACAUAUAUAUAAAAAUAUAUCAUGUACUGGUUGUAAAUUCACACAUCAUUUUCAUUCAAAUGUGUUAUUGUAUGCAGAACUCUUAAAUAGCUUAUUCUCAAAUGCUGAGAUGAAAGAUGUUCUGGAAGGCCUUUUUAAGCUACAUCUUUAUAAAAGUAAUUAAUAUUCAGUAUGAAAAUGGAAAUUGUUUAUAUUGUUAUCAUAAAAAUAUUACAGUAUCAUGAUGUCCGAUGUAUUCAAUGAUUUAUUUGAAUUGGGGGAUGGUGAGAGAGGAGGAAAAUAGAUGUGUUCACAUACCACUUUUUCCUUGGAAAAUAUCAGUUCAUUGGCUUUUUGUAUUCACUCUUUUCUCAACAGAGGAUAUUGGUGUUCUCAUUCUUUAAUUGAUAGUUCAUACGCUAAUAGUAUGUUGGGAACCUAACUACUUUCCUCUGAAUAUUUUAUAUCUUCUACUCUUAUUGAAGUUGCAUGUUCACAUUACUGAUUAAGGAGAUCAGCCCAAGAUUAUGAUGGCUGACCCUUUAGGUAAGUUUGAUUGUUAGAAAGCUCUAUCCUGGUUGUAAUGCCCUCGUUUUGUAUCUCCCUUUCCACUAGAUUCAGUGUUCAAGAAUGAAUUCUGCCUUAAAGAAUGAUCAUUUUUCAAAAGGUUAGGAAAAGAAUAGAGAUUUACAUGUUGGAAUCAAAAGAUAAGUCCAACAUGAAAACUGAUAAAGAUCCUUUUAAAAAUAUUUUAUUGUGUUAAGUUAUAAUUGAAUACUUGUUUGCUUACCCAUUGUUAGCCUCAACUAUAAAGGUUCAUUUUUACAUUCAGAUAAAAGAUAGGGAUUUUUUUUCCUCUGAGGAAAGUAGUUCUUUGAAGGCUCGGUGUGUAGUCAUAACCACUUUUGGCUUGUUUUCUAUGUUAAUGUGGCAGAACAUGCAAUGAAGCCCAUUAAAGAAAACCUCAUCCUUAUAUUUUUUCCUGUAUUAUAUAGAUGCACACUUCUAAUGUUCCCAAGCGGAUAUAACUCAGCCAAUUGUGCUGAAUAUCUGUUUCUUAGCCCUUUAAUCAAUAGCUGGGGUGCAAAUUGCUAAGUUAAGUUAAGCUCAUGUGAAUUUAUGAAUAAGCUUUUCUUACCCUUUUCCUUGGGGCCUGGGGAGGCCACAGGUUGGGUAAGCAGAAAAUUCAGCUUUUUGCCAUUUAGCUAAUAUGAUAAUCUCCCUGUAACCUGUGAUGGGUUAAGCUGAGUUUUAAGUAAGACAAAAACCAGAACCACAGCUACCUCUAAGAAGUAGUGUUUUCCUCAAGCACAAAAACGCUCAGGCAUACUAGGCCCAAUUCAUUGUAGGGUCUCCAAUUUUAUAAGCAUCAGCAAGUUUUAGAACUGCCUUUUGUAAUCUCUAAAACCCAGUUUAGCUAAUAGCUCUCUCCCAUACCAUUCAGUGCUUAGAAGAGAAGGUUAUUCAGAAAGAGCCAAAUUCAGUCAAAUUAUUAGGUAGACAUGGAUAUAUGAUUAAAGGAAAAUCCAGAACUGAGAGAGGAAGUUAUUUCUAGUUCUAAGAGUGGAAAUCGGUUCUUUUCGAGAAAAAGGUAUUUUACAGGAAAUAGUAUAAUCUUAUGAAAAGCAUUUCUGAUGAAGGCCCAAUAACCCAACACCUGUCUUGUUGCCAUGGUGAUAGUGGUUUUGCUCUAGCUUUAAAGUUCUGCUCCUGAACUUAAGGCAGAACAUUCCUGUAAGUUUCCAUGUAGACUGCUGCUGUAGGUGAUGCUGUUCUGACUUGUGAUGCCAUGGCUCCACAAAUUUUUCAGAAAGAACUCUUGUUCCAGUUUGUGCCUCUUGUCUACUGGAGAGCAAAUGUCUUUGCAGUUGUGGAAUUGACACACUAAAAUAAAGUCAUUUCUUAAUCUA
Messenger RNA from Monodelphis domestica (gray short-tailed opossum), 8126 nucleotides. It is a transcript of the gene SLK, whose product is annotated as STE20 like kinase. Gene Ontology annotation, biological process: protein phosphorylation. Gene Ontology annotation, molecular function: protein serine/threonine kinase activity; ATP binding; protein binding. The record is from RefSeq and is a predicted model, not a curated record. Lineage: Eukaryota; Metazoa; Chordata; Mammalia; Didelphimorphia; Didelphidae.